Molecule: messenger RNA, 2872 nt
Organism: Stegastes partitus (bicolor damselfish)
Lineage: Eukaryota; Metazoa; Chordata; Actinopteri; Pomacentridae
Product: ribonucleoside-diphosphate reductase large subunit-like
Exons: 19
Coding region: 151-2532 (793 amino acids)
Biological process (GO): deoxyribonucleotide biosynthetic process
Cellular component (GO): ribonucleoside-diphosphate reductase complex
Molecular function (GO): ribonucleoside-diphosphate reductase activity, thioredoxin disulfide as acceptor; ATP binding
Source: RefSeq, a predicted model, not a curated record
GCUCUCAAUUUGAGAUUCAACUGAGAUGGUCGGUUGUUCUUGCAGAGUAAUAACUUGUAAAAGCCGCUUUAUACCACAGUAAGCGUAUUUAUUAUCAGUCUGAGGAGUAAACAGCCGCUUUGUGAGGAAACUACCUGCUUCGCUGCCAACAUGCACGUCAUUAAACGAGAUGGACGCCAGGAGGGAGUUACUUUUGAUAAAAUCACAUCCCGCAUCCAGAAGCUCUGCUAUGGGCUCAAUGCUGACUUUGUGGACCCUACCCAGAUCACGAUGAAGGUGAUCCAGGGCCUGUACAGUGGAGUCACCACCGUGGAACUGGACACUCUGGCAGCGGAGACUGCUGCCACGCUCACCACUAAACAUCCUGACUACGCAAUCCUGGCUGCGCGGGUGGCUGUGUCUAACCUGCACAAAGAGACCAAGAAAGUGUUCAGUGAUGUGAUGGAAGACCUGUACAACUAUGUCAACCCUUUGAAUAGUAAACACUCUCCUAUGAUCUCCAAGGAGACGCUGGACAUUGUCCUUGAAAACAAGGCUCGCCUCAACUCAGCCAUCAUUUACGACAGAGACUUCUCUUACAACUUCUUUGGCUUUAAGACUCUGGAGCGGUCGUAUUUGUUGAAGAUUAAUGGCAAAGUUGCUGAGAGGCCUCAGCACAUGCUGAUGAGAGUGGCAGUUGGAAUUCAUAAAGGAGACAUUGAUUCAGCCAUUGACACCUACAACUUGCUGUCAGAGAAGUGGUUCACUCAUGCCUCUCCUACUCUCUUCAACGCUGGCACCAACAGGCCUCAGCUGUCCAGUUGUUUCUUGUUGGCCAUGCAGGACGACAGCAUCGAUGGUAUUUACGACACACUGAAGCAGUGUGCCCUCAUCUCCAAAUCAGCUGGAGGUAUUGGACUGGCAGUUAGCUGCAUCAGGGCAACAGGCAGCUAUAUCGCUGGGACUAAUGGCACUUCCAAUGGGUUGGUUCCUAUGCUCCGAGUGUACAACAACACAGCACGUUAUGUUGACCAGGGUGGCAACAAGAGACCUGGGGCCUUCGCUGUGUACCUGGAGCCAUGGCAUUUUGAUGUGUUUGACUUUUUGGAGUUGAAGAAGAACACCGGUAAAGAAGAGCAGAGAGCCAGAGACCUGUUCUUUGCCCUGUGGAUCCCAGAUCUCUUUAUGAAACGCGUUGAAAGCAAUCAGGAUUGGUCUCUGAUGUGUCCUGGUGAAUGUCCCGGGUUAGAGGAGUGCUGGGGAGAGGAGUUCGAGGAGCUCUACACUCGAUAUGAGAGGGAGGGCAGGGCAAGACGUGUGGUGAAGGCUCAGCAGCUGUGGUACGCCGUCAUCGAGUCACAGACAGAAACCGGGACACCAUACAUGCUCUAUAAGGACGCCUGCAACAGGAAGAGCAACCAGCAAAAUCUGGGCACCAUCAAAUCCAGCAAUCUGUGCACAGAGAUCGUAGAGUACACCAGCAAAGAUGAGGUUGCAGUGUGUAACCUGGCAUCCAUUGCCCUCAACAUGUACGUGACACCAGAAAAGACCUUUGACUUCAAGAAACUUGCAUCUGUCACCAAAGUCAUUGUUAAGAACCUGAACAAGAUUAUUGACAUAAACUACUACCCAGUGCCCGAGGCUGAAAGGUCUAACAGGCGUCACAGGCCAAUUGGAAUCGGUGUGCAGGGUCUGGCUGAUGCCUUUAUCCUUAUGCGCCAUCCAUUCGAAAGCCCAGAGGCCCAGUUACUCAACAUUCAGAUCUUUGAGACCAUCUACUACGCUGCCCUGGAGGCCAGCUGUGAGCUGGCAGCUGAGCACGGCCCUUAUGAAACCUACGCUGGCUCUCCUGUCAGCAAGGGAACCCUUCAGUAUGACAUGUGGGGGAAAACCCCGACAGAUUUGUGGGACUGGAACGCACUGAAGGAGAAAAUCGCCAAGCACGGUGUGAGGAACAGCCUGCUUUUGGCUCCGAUGCCCACAGCUUCCACUGCUCAGAUCCUGGGCAACAAUGAGUCCAUUGAGGCUUACACCAGCAACAUCUACACGCGCAGGGUGCUCUCAGGAGAAUUCCAGAUUGUGAAUCCUCACCUGCUGAAGGACCUCACAGAAAGAGGACUGUGGAGCGAGGAAAUGAAGAACCAGCUGAUUGCUCAGAACGGCUCCAUCCAGGAAAUCAAAGAGAUCCCUGAUGAUCUGAAGCAGCUCUAUAAAACAGUGUGGGAAAUCUCCCAGAAGACGGUUCUCAAGAUGGCAGCAGAUCGCGGUGCCUACAUUGACCAGAGCCAGUCCCUUAAUAUCCAUAUAGCUGAGCCAAACUACGGCAAACUGACCAGCAUGCACUUCUAUGGUUGGAAGUUGGGCCUGAAAACUGGCAUGUACUACCUGCGAACGAAGCCCGCUGCCAACCCCAUUCAGUUCACCCUGAACAAGGAGAAAUUAAAGGAGGCCCAGUCAGCCAAGAGCACGGAGGAGGAGACCAAAGAGCGCAACACUGCAGCCAUGGUCUGCUCCCUAGCAAACAAAGAUGAAUGCCUGAUGUGUGGCUCGUGAGUGAAGCGCCAUGAGACACUCCGACAAUCGUCCUGAACCACCAGCUUUUGCUGGUAUGUAUUUUUCACGCUUUUUAUUUUGUAUAUGAUGUUGUAACGGGUGCUUUACUUAUGCCGCUGUUUUUAAGUCACAAAUCUUUGCAGUUCUUAUUUAAUAUUUACUGGUUUUUCAUCAUGAAGUGUAUGUUGGUAUUGCAGGUCUUGUAUAGAAUUAAAGGGCUCAAUGAAUUAUUAAUAUUUGCUCUUAGUUUUACCAAUUUUAACAUGUGUCACAUUGAUGACUUUCAUUUUGGUCUGUAUUUUAAAUGUAUGGAAAAUAAACUUGUUAUGCAAUGGUUUUA